UUUCGCUAAACGAUUCGUCGGUAUUUUGUUUCAGUUUCCGCAGUGCCGCGAGUGUAAUUAGAAUGUGUCAAAUCUGAUUAAAUACUUACAUACAGACACGCAAGAAAUAAGUAAUCAUACCAUAUAUACAUGCAUACGUACAAGUACUGAAGUACAUAUUACGGCAAUAAUUAUCUCAUUUAACUCUCACCUCUUCGUUGGUCAUACCUGCCUUCCACCAAUUGAGUUAAUUGUUGCAAACCAGUUGGAAGUGCUAAUUACAUAGUUGUCAUCAUUAAGAGCAGUGAAUUGAAGUGAAUUACGUUAUUUAAAUUUUUUCCUAAUUGGAGUGGAUGUGUGAUUCGAGUGUUGUUGAAUAAAACACAAACUAAUUGCUUUUUAUUAAAAAUUCUCGGAGUGGAGCAAGAAAAAUAAUAAAUUACACUACUCUGGGGCAAUAUUCGCGUUAAUAUAAUAUAAGCACCAUGGCUAUGAAUGGCAAUGGUUAUUCGCGUAUCUCAAAUGGUAGUUCUUCGGCGUCAAAUGGUUCGACGACUGUUCUUAAGUACGAAAAAUCAUCGUGCCUUUUCUGCAACGAAUGGUUCGACUCACAAACCUUUACGGAGCACCUCAUCCAUUGCGGCCAAGUACUCGAGCAGUGUCCAAAUAAUUGCAACGCAUUUGUGCCACGUAUACGCAUGCGUUCACACUUGAAAGAGUGUCCGAAGGCUAAAGCACAACUACAACAACACACCAACAGUCUCGAACGCCUCGACCAAUUCAUGGAUAAUCGAGUCACACAACUCGAAAAGGAUUUGAGCGCUUUACGCUCGGUGCUCAACGAGGAGAUUGGCCAACGAUUACACCUGAUUACAGAUGUCGGAAAUCUACGCAAAUACAAUCAGGUUUUGGAGGAUUGGAAACAUGACGUCGAUGAAAAUACGAAUGGCAUGAAAGCGUUGCUCAAUGAAGAGAUUGUGCAACGGCAGUUUGAAGUUGGUGAGGCAUACAAGGACAAUGUGGCUAAUUUCGAAAUGAUAAAGAAAGUGAAAGCUGACAUACAGAGUGAAAUGGAUGUGCUGCAAAAGAAUAUUCAACAAUUAUCGAUGGAAGUGGCUGAUCAUGUGAAUCACUUGAAUGACAACACCAUGAAACUGGAGGAGAUGAUUUUGGAAAAUGAAAAGAAAACUCUGGACAAAUUCAUUCAAAUCGAAGAAUUUUUAAAUGUUAUCGAUAGCGAUUUGAAAACAAAAUUUGUCGCCAAUAGCGAUUUGAAUGCCAAACAGGUGAAUAUGGAUCUCGAGGUCAAGGGUAUGAAAAAUAUUGUCUGCGAAACGGAAGAGCGUUGCGAAAAGUUGGAGGAAAUGGUGAAACAAGUUGACACGAGUUUGCAUCAAACCAUGCAAACGCUAGCGGAUUUGGAGAAUCAUUUGGCGACACAACAACGGCUAGCAACCAUACAAAACUCCAGGGGUCACUUGGUGUGGCGCAUCAAAGACUACUCAAAGAAGUUGGAGGAGGCGAAACAAUAUGAAACGAUACUGCAUAGCGCGAUGUUCUCCAAUAAGCCAUAUGGCUAUGCACUGCGCCUCGACAUUCACCCCAACGGAAAAGGCACUUGGAAGGGCCGCAACAUGAUUGCAUGUCUCAAUGUCAUAGCUGGCGAGUAUGACGCGCUACUGCCUUGGCCAUGUCGUCUGCAAGCCGAAAUAAUCAUACGUGAUCAGUAUACCAGCACAGAGGAGGCACAGGAUUAUGUGAAGACAAUUUUGGUGCGCAAGAAGAACGAUGAGUUCAUUCAAAACAAUCAGUUCUUCCAUAUACCGCACAAAGUCAUAAUGAGUCGUAAUUAUUUGCGUAACGAUUGUAUAUUUCUGGAGGUGCGUGUGCUAAAGUGACAUGCGCCACAUGAUGUUGAGAUCCAUUUUUAUAUCGUAGUUCUACAAGUAGCAAUAAAUAGACAUAGACUAUAGAAAAAGUUCCAAAUAAUUUUUACUUGUACGAGCAGCAAAUAGCUUUCGGAUUAUUAACAUCUGCUUUAGACAAAGUGUAGCUAAAAUUAUAGCGCACUUUGCUUGCAAUUUACUCAAUUUGAAAUAACUUGCGGGUCCACUGGCUGUUUUCUUUUUAAAAAUGCCAUAUAAAGCACCACCUAAAAUUGUUGUAAAAGCUGCUUCAUUGGAAAGAGUAAACCUCCCGGUUAAUUAGUACGAGGGUUGCUGAUUAAGUUUUGCAA
This is a messenger RNA of Anastrepha ludens (Mexican fruit fly), 2215 nucleotides long. It is a transcript of the gene Traf-like, whose product is annotated as TNF receptor-associated factor 3. NCBI's taxonomy places the organism in Eukaryota, Metazoa, Arthropoda, Insecta, Diptera, Tephritidae. Gene Ontology annotation, cellular component: cytoplasmic side of plasma membrane; plasma membrane signaling receptor complex. The record is from RefSeq and is a predicted model, not a curated record. Bases 465 to 1877 code for a protein of 470 amino acids. The transcript is spliced from 6 exons. Gene Ontology annotation, molecular function: tumor necrosis factor receptor binding; ubiquitin protein ligase binding. Gene Ontology annotation, biological process: positive regulation of JNK cascade; protein K63-linked ubiquitination; tumor necrosis factor-mediated signaling pathway.